ACUCUCUCUCUCAACGUUUUGCCUUAAGUUCAAACCCCACGGAUGGGGAGCGGCACGUGACCCCCCCGCCGGCCGCCCGAGCGCAGGUUAACGGCCACAAAGUUCGAUCCCCCGGUAACAGGUGAUGGCUCGGACGGGCUCCGGUGCCCUGCUCUCCCGCCGCAACGUCAAGCUGGACUCGUUCCUGAAGCGGAACACGGCGCGCGCGGUGUACGAGCGGAUCCGAGCCCACGAGCCGUGCGUGGUGAUCACGGAGACCAUCAACAAGGUGUACAUGCACGUGGUGCUGAGCGACGAGUGCGUGUACCUGGCCGAGUACCCGCCGCGCACGCUCACCGAGGCCUUUACCUUCAGGCGCGUGCGUGACAUUGAGCUGGUCAACGACCUCCCAGAUUUCCUCCAUGGGAGGAGCCGCGACCUCUGCCAGCACAUUCGAGUCACCUACGUGACGGACAAGCCCGCCGUGAGAGGCCGUGAUUGGCUGAGGAGGGACAGGAAGGUGGGGCUUCCCACCGCGGCCCCGCCCUCUCGCAGGACCAGCCACUGCCCGGCGAUAACGUACACCUUAGAAGGACAUCCUGCACAGAGGAGCCCCGCGGAGCUUCCCCCGUUACCUCCCUCGCGUUCCGCCUCCUGCCCGGACCCAGAGACCCUGGGCCUCGUCGGGGUGCCGCACCCCCCCGACCGGCCUCCCUCCGCGGCGCCGUCCGCCGCCGCCUCGCCCACCUCUCCUCUGUCGCCGGCCAGCCGCAGGCUUCACCUCCCAGACACCACGCAGGUCCCGAGGCGGAUCGGGUCGGUCCUGUCCCGCCUGCUGAGGAAGGACUCGGCGAGCGGCGGCGAGGAGAGGGAGGCCGAGCUGCAUUUCUACGCCGUGUCGGACGCGUCCAGACUUUACCUCCACCUGCAGAGCUCCUGGAACAGCUUCAUCAUUAGGUCCACGCUGUCCUUGGACCCCCUCCACAGGACGAGGUGCAGCGCCUCGUCUGACUCCGGUCCCGGAAAGCGACUCCCCGCCGUCAGGUACCGAAGGUCUCCUGUAACACCACGCUGCCAGAGAAGCACAAUCAUGCGUGUCUAUGACCUGCUGUCUGUGUGUGUGUGUGUGUGUGUGUGCAGCUGGGAGCGGACGGCUCACCUGUUCGGUCAGCUGAGCUGCGAGCUCCUGCAGGAGGGGAUCAGCGUGGAGAACCUCUACCUGCUGCUGCAGGAGCUGAGGACCGCCGCUCAGCGCGACGUCACCCUGCGCCGCCUCUUCUGGAACUCCAGCGAGCUGUUGGACUUCCUGGUUCAGACUCUGGAGGAAUCUCUGCACGGCCGCCAGAGCCUCAGCGGAGCCUCCGCGGCAGAUCAGCUACUGCUGAGCACCCUGAUCGCCCAGACGCUCGCCCUCAUGUUCAGAGAGACGGAGGUCGAACCCGCCAGACUCAACCUGCUCUCUGCCAAAAAAGGAGUCCUGGCCUCUAGGAUGCUGCGGGCCUUGAUGUGUGACGCGGAGCUGCGGACGCAGGACCAAAGGUCCCUGACGGACGGAGAGCGGCAGGCCUUGCUCGCCGAGUACCUGGACGCUGCCUGCUCGCUGCUCUUUGAGCUCCUGCUUUUAGGCCACGACGCCAGCCGGUGUUCCUCUGCUGACCACUUCCUGUCCGUUGGCUGGAUCCUCCGAGUCCUGCAGCCUCUUCCCCAAACGUUGUCCUUCAUCGGGUACCAGGUCCAGCAGGUGGUCCUGGUUCUGUCGGACCCGCAGGACUCCUUCCUGAGUCCGCUUCAGUCCGUUGUGCUGUUCCAGCGCUGCCGCCUGCUGCUGGCCUGCCUGCAGUACAACGAGCCGCUGGCGCAGCACCUGCGCUCCCACUUCAGAGAGGAGUUCAGGUACUCUGUGAAGCUGUCGUGCGCCGAGGAGAAGCUUCCGCCUCACUACCCAAUCAGCCGACCAACCCUCCACCUGGUGGAGCAGAUCCUGGCUCUCCACCGGCACCGAUGAUCCCAGACAGAAGCAGACCGGGCCCUCGGGGGGGUUUGGGCUCUGGGCCGCCGAGGAACCGAGCUGGACGCCCGCUCGCUGCUACAAGCGAAGCAACAAGGAACUCAGCAGAAUUCUAAUAGCACUUCUUUCUACCACCGUUUAUUUGUUCUGUUACCAAAAUACUUCUUUAAUGCCGUAAAGCAGAAAUCUUAGCAUGCUAACCGUAGCUUAGCAUAUUAGCCUGCGCGCUGCUGCUAGUUG
Molecule: messenger RNA, 2227 nt
Organism: Pungitius pungitius (ninespine stickleback)
Lineage: Eukaryota; Metazoa; Chordata; Actinopteri; Perciformes; Gasterosteidae
Gene: c2h12orf56
Product: chromosome 2 C12orf56 homolog
Exons: 13
Coding region: 125-1984 (619 amino acids)
Source: RefSeq, a predicted model, not a curated record